AUGUGCACGCGCAUCUUGCCAUCCCUCGAAACAAAGACUUUGCAUACACUCUCUUUUCAGAUCCCUGGUCAAGAGGGAUAUUUUGGUACCGGUGAAGGUCCUCUCCAGCUUUCUUGGGCAAGAUACUAUAUAUUGCAAAUGCCAUUUAUAUAUUCUGGUCCGUCAGGAGUAUGGAUACCACCAGCAGGAGUUGAAAGAGUAGGCACAUUUAAAGGUGAUGCUAUCCAGGUAAAAUACAUUCCGAUGCUCUCGAGAAGGUGAUC
Messenger RNA from Strongylus vulgaris, 263 nucleotides. The record is from the annotation of a GenBank genome assembly. NCBI's taxonomy places the organism in Eukaryota, Metazoa, Nematoda, Chromadorea, Rhabditida, Strongylidae.